This is a messenger RNA of Puntigrus tetrazona (Sumatra barb), 1145 nucleotides long. RefSeq names its product prefoldin 5 (gene pfdn5). NCBI's taxonomy places the organism in Eukaryota, Metazoa, Chordata, Actinopteri, Cypriniformes, Cyprinidae. Gene Ontology annotation, biological process: protein folding; regulation of DNA-templated transcription. The coding region runs from base 59 to 520 and encodes 153 amino acids. The transcript has 6 exons. Gene Ontology annotation, cellular component: cytoplasm; prefoldin complex. The record is from RefSeq and is a predicted model, not a curated record.
UCCUUCCAAUUGGGUCCGGUUGACCCGGAAGCUUUCCUCGCCCUAUUCUAUUGUCAACAUGGCGGUGAAUCUAACUGAAUUGUCUCUUCCACAGUUAGAAGGUUUGAAAACUCAGCUUGAUCAGGAAACAGAGUUCCUGUCAUCAUCCAUAGGCCAGCUGAAAGUCGUCCAAACUAAAUAUGUUGAGGCCAAAGACAGUUUGAAUGUACUUAACAAAAACAAUGAAGGAAAAGAACUACUUGUCCCACUCACCAGUUCUAUGUAUGUGCCUGGGAAACUGAAUGAUGUGGAUCACGUCUUAGUAGAUGUUGGAACAGGUUAUUUCGUGGAGAAGAAAGUAGAGGAUGGAAAAGAGUUCUUUAAGCGGAAAAUCGACUUCCUUACAAAACAAAUUGAGAAAAUUCAGCCUGCCCUUCAAGAAAAACAUGCUAUGAAACAAGCUGUUGUGGAAGUCAUGAAUAUGAAGCUCCAGCAGCUGCACAGCCAACAGUCAUCACAGUCUGGCACCACUAAAGCCUAAAACGGCUCCAAGCAGCAUGGCAGAAAAAUUUGGGGAGAUCCUCAGCGUUUACCUUUCAGAUGGAUCCAUUCUGAACCUUUGAAAUGGAGAACCACUGCUGUGAUGUCAAUAUGUUCACAUCUCCUCGGGGAAGAAGGAUGUCCAGCACUUUGCCUGCAUCAAACAACUAAUCAAUUUUUCUGUUCCAUGUUUUCACUCUCAUGUUUAGUGAACAAAUGAAGCAUUGGCCUCAGCCUGGCUGUAUCCACAAAGCCUCCCAGCGCUGGGAUUAAUGUCUUUUGGAGGAGAUUUACUUUGUGGCACAACAUGGCUUUGUGGCAAACAUUUGCCAUGGGUUUUUUUUAAUGCAUCAAAUAUUUGGAUGCAAAUAUUUACAUCUAAAAUCGGCUAAAGAAAGCGUUCUUGCUUUUCUAAUAGUGAAUUUACAGAAAUGCACAAGUAUCUGCAUUUCAUUACUUGUAUUUUCAUGUGUCAAAACAAUAAAAGAAAUGGCUUGAUUUGGUGUCCUAAGCAGAGGAGUUACUAGUACAUGUUAAAUUGAGCAGAAAUGUUAUGACUACUGUAAAAUGUUUGUAAAGUUUUCCAUCCAUGCUGAAAAAAAAUUUAAUAAAAAGCUGACACUCCA